ACUCUCUCUCUCUCUCUCUCUCUCUCUCUCUCACACACUCACACACACACGCGCGCUCUCACCCGUCGCGCACAGAGCUCUCCGUUCGUCUUCUACUCCCCCCUCCCUCACGACCUUUCUUUAAUUAUUGUUUUUAAUUUAAUUCUCAUCAGUAUUUGUGUUUGUGCUCCAUCAUGAACCGCCUGAAAUGCUGCUUCAUCGCAGGGAGCGUCAUCGGUGCAGUGGCGUGCGCGCUCGGGAUCAUCCUCAUCCCUGUGGGCGACUAUGUGAUCGGGAGCACAAUCAAAAAGGAAGCCGUAUUGGAGGAAGGAACCACGGCGUAUGAGAACUGGAUCUCUGCCGGCGCCCCGGUGUACAGGCAGUUCUGGUUGUUUGACGUGCAAAAUCCAGACGAUGUGUUGAAGAAUGGCAGCAUUCCUCAGCUCCGGGAGAAAGGACCAUACACGUACAGGACGAGGUACAUCCCCAAAGAGAACGUGACGUUCUACCAGAACCACAGUGUGUCCUUCCUGCUGCCGUUAGGAGCUAUCUUUGAGCCGAGCAUGUCUGUAGGAGCAGAGGAGGACAUGGUGACCUCACUGAACAUCGCUGUGGCUGGUGUCUACAGUAUGGUGGGUCACGUGUUGGCUAACAUCAUGAUCCAGGCGUCCAAGUCGUCUCUGUUCCACACCAGAACGGUGAAGGAGCUGUUAUGGGGCUACAAUGACACUAUGAUGAAGACACAACUGGGAGUUUUUUACCCGUAUAACGGAACCUACGAUGGCCCCUACAACGUCUUCACAGGAAAAGAUGACGUCAGCAAAGUUUCCACCAUUGACUCCUGGAACAACAUGCAGACUCUCUCCUACUGGAACAAUAACUACUGUGAUAUGAUCAACGGCACAGACGGCUCGUCGUUCUCUCCAUUCCUGGACAAGAACACGCUGCUGUACUUCUUCUCCUCAGAUAUCUGCAGGUCCGUCUCGGCCGAGUUCGAGGGCAGUGUGGAUCUGAAAGGCAUCACUGUGUAUCGUUACAUGCUGCCGUCCAACACCUUUGCCGCUCCCUCGGACAAUCCAGACAAUCGGUGCUACUGCAUCACUAACGAGACCACCAGGAACUGCACCAUGGCCGGUGUGCUCGACAUCAGAGGGUGUAAAGGUGCUCCUGUGCUCAUUUCUCUCCCUCAUUUCCUCCAUGGCAGUAAAGAGCUGCUGGAACUUGUUGAUGGUUUAAACCCGAACCCUGAGGAACACUCCACCUACCUGGACGUCGAACCGAUGACCGGCUUCACACUGAGGUUCGCCAAGCGCCUUCAGAUCAACAUGAUGUACGGCCCGUCAAAGGACAUCAAGAUCCUUAAUAAAGUGAAGGAGAACACCAUCUUUCCCAUCGUGUGGUUAAAUGAGACGGCGGCGCUCGAUGAUGAAACAGCGGCCAUGAUUAAGGCGGAGCUCUUCUCCCGCAUAGACACCCUGGAGACGGUGCAGAUCGUUCUGAUUUCGGUUGGCGCAGUGAUGCUGGUGCUGAGUGUGAUCGGAGUGUGUGUGGAGAAGCGCAGGAGUCGUUUAUCAUACGUUGGGUGAAGUGUAACGAGUUUACACACCAAUCAUUCUGAUCAGGAAAGAUCAGGAUUGUAGCAAACGCUCCAGCUCAGGAAACUACACAGUGAUGAAGUACGAAACUAAAACGACAAACACAACUACACUAUACAACUACACCACUAUGGGGCGCCAAAGGGGCAGGACAAACUUUAAGGAAAACUUGUACGUUAAUGCCACACACAUUCAAACUUUCUUUCUUUAAACACUUUACAUUUUAACGCUUUUAUUUAAACAUCUAUAAAAUAAAAUGUCAAAAUUUCCCCAGAUUUAGAGAAUCAGCUGCGACACGUUUCAUGUGUGAAGUAUUUCGUUUUGCACAGGAGCUAACAGGCUAACGGCUAACAUAGUUUAAUAGCAGGCAGGUUAGUGUUAAUCAAUCAGAAUCACUUUCUUCCUGAGCACAUAGUAGUGAUUUAGUUGAUAGUAAAACAUUUGAUUUCUGUAUUUAAUUCUGUUCUUUUAUCACUAGACAUUAAUUUAAAUUGUGUUACUGAGACAGACAUCUUCUGAGGCGAGCGCGUGAUGAUUUUAACCCUGCACAAUUAGCAUGAUGCUAAACUGGUGGCUGUGAAUUUUACCUUUCAGCUUCAGUGCAAAAUAAAAGCAGUGAAAUUUUGUAAUCAAUGUUUCCUUUAAUGCUGUAUUUUUAUAGUAUUUUGUUUAUGGCACUCAUUCAGAAUUGUAACGAAUAAAUUCUGUUCAGAACAAAUAUUAUAAAAAUAAGUUUUAUUCCAGUUUGAAUCCAAUAAACGGAAGAAUGUAAAAAAAAAAAAAAGUUUGAUCACCAGUGAGUGUUUGUAUUAAUGCUAAUAAAACACCUCGUAACUA
This is a messenger RNA of Tachysurus vachellii, 2411 nucleotides long. It is a transcript of the gene cd36, whose product is annotated as CD36 molecule (thrombospondin receptor). The record is from RefSeq and is a predicted model, not a curated record. Gene Ontology annotation, molecular function: low-density lipoprotein particle receptor activity; low-density lipoprotein particle binding; scavenger receptor activity. The transcript has 12 exons. The coding region runs from base 174 to 1565 and encodes 463 amino acids. Gene Ontology annotation, biological process: receptor-mediated endocytosis; amyloid-beta clearance by cellular catabolic process; low-density lipoprotein particle clearance. NCBI's taxonomy places the organism in Eukaryota, Metazoa, Chordata, Actinopteri, Siluriformes, Bagridae. Gene Ontology annotation, cellular component: cytoplasm; caveola; cell surface.